GUCAAACCGCAGCGGGAGCGAGGGGCGCAGGGUGUGGAGUCCCUUCCUCAGUUUACCCCGCAAGCGAAAAAGGAAACGAUUGUUAAAGCCUCCCCGGAUGCUCUGCGACCCGAGAAUCCGGCUCCCCCGAGGUCCCGCGGGACGUCUUCCUGGUUUUGCGUCUCAUCAGGACUUUACUGGAAUUGCUUUUUAAGUCUCGUCCUGACAGCCACUACCGCCUCUGGCUCCCUGAAUCUGUUAUUUCUCAAGUUGGCAUUGCCCACGGUACAGCUGUUGACGUUACUUAGCACUGAACUGAAGCCCGCGGUGCGUGGCCCAGAAGCAGGGGCGGUGAUGAGCUGCUGAGGUGGCAGAAGUGGUGCAGAGGGAGCACCCCCGAUGCUGCCCUGCUUCCAGCUGCUGCGCAUAGGGGGCGGCAGGGGCGGUGAUCUCUACACCUUCCACCCCCCAUCCAGGUCGGGCUGCACCUACCGGCUGGGCUGCAGGGCUGACCUGUGUGAUGUGGCCCUGCGGCCCCAGCAGGAGCCGGGCCUCAUCUCUGGGGUCCAUGCGGAGCUGCAUGCUGAGCUCCAAGGGGACGACUGGAGGGUCAGCCUGGAGGACCACAGCAGCCAAGGGACUUUGGUCAAUAAUGUCCGACUCCCAAGAGGCCACAGGCUGGAGCUGAACGAUGGUGACCUUCUGACCUUUGGCCCUGAAGGGCAAGCAGGAACCAGCCCCUCGGAAUUCUACUUCAUGUUCCAACAAGUCCGGGUCAAACCUCAGGACUUCGCUGCCAUCACUGUCCCUCGGUCCAGGGGAGAAGCUGGGGCCGGGUUCCAGCCCAUGGUGCCCCCUCAGGGGGCGCCCCAGCGGCCACUCAGCACCCUCUCCUCUGCCCCCAAGGCCACACUGAUCCUCAACUCCAUCGGCAGCCUCAGCAAGUUGCAGCCCCAGCCCCUCACCUUCUCCAGGGGUGGAGGCCGACCACAAAGCCUGGCUGCUCCCACCCGGCCUGGGGAAGUGGGAGCUUCAUCUGCUCCGCCCACAAGGAACCGGAGGAAAUCGGCUCACAGAGUGUUGGCAGAACUAGAUGAUGAGAGCGAGGCUUCCCUGUGCCCCCUGUCCGUCCUGAUGGAGCCCAGGAAGAAGCUCCGCAUGGAGAAAGCGGCUCUGGUGUCCAGUGGGAGGGAAUGAGCACAGGAAAAAUCCAUUGCCAUAGACUCCGACUGAAGGCUGAAGAACCCUCAUGGCUGAGGUGACAAAAUAAAAGAUGGUUUCCUGCCAAAGCUGUUGCUGCCAAGUUCCCAGUGAGCUGGAAUGCCCAGUAACAAGGAAUCACACCUCGUUCCCAUGGACACCAGAGUUACCUGCUGCUGGAGCAACCAUCACCAGAAGCCACCCCAGGGCUUCCUCAUACCAUGGCUAGCGCCUCAGCUGACUGGGUGGGUCUCUGUG
Messenger RNA from Microtus ochrogaster (prairie vole), 1437 nucleotides. RefSeq names its product transcription factor 19 (gene Tcf19). Gene Ontology annotation, biological process: regulation of gene expression. Gene Ontology annotation, cellular component: nucleus. The record is from RefSeq and is a predicted model, not a curated record. Gene Ontology annotation, molecular function: protein binding. NCBI's taxonomy places the organism in Eukaryota, Metazoa, Chordata, Mammalia, Rodentia, Cricetidae.